GUAGUUGGAUGAUUCAGUCGACGUUGACAGUCCUUGGGAUAUGACUGUGCUUUUGUAGUAGAGCUAACUUUAGCUAUACCGUUAGCUGGUUGUCAGGUUUUAGGAUUACGUUGACCGAAAAAGAGGAAUUCGAGUGCCAACGCAUUAUUUGGACUAACUCGUGAUUUUCGUUAGCCUUAAGAUUUUUUUAAAUAUGACGUUGUUAAUGUUAUUGUUAAUAAGGAAGCUAACUUAACUUUAGCUAGAUGACUAGCUAGUGUGUCAUCAACUUGUGAAUCUCACAACUUAUUCACUCCAUAACAAUCCUAACGAUUCACCGUUAAGAGGUAGCUAGCAGGGAAAUUGCUAGCCGUCGUAUUAGCCAAGUAGCAUUUUAAAAACGUGCACGGAAAAGCCGAAGGAACUUAGACACAGUAAGAUUCGCUAGCAUAGUGAAGCUAGCCGGUUGGAAUUUGUGAAAUGAAAAAGGCGCAGUCUGACACAUUGGGGUUUGUUCCUCAAAAGGACAUCGUAUACAACAAACUUCUGCCCUAUGCAGAAAAGCUAGAUGAUGAAUCAAAUGAUAUUUUGAGUAAAAUAAAAGGAAACUUGUGCCGAGCUGUACAGCUCAGAGAGAUAUGGCCCGGUGUGCUGUUUUGGACAAGGAAACUCUCCACGUAUAUGAGACUGUAUGGGCGGAAGUUCAGCAAAGAAGACCAUGUGCUGUUCAUCAAGUUGCUCUACGAGCUAGUGACGAUCCCCAAACUGGAGAUCAGCAUGAUGCAGGGCCUUGCUCGGCUUCUUAUCAACCUCCUCAAGAAAAGAGAGCUACUGUCACGGGAGGACCUUGAGUUGAACUGGAGACCGCUGUAUGAGCUGUACGACAGGAUUCUCUUCUCCAAGACAGAGCAUCUGGGUCUCAACUGGUUCCCCAAUUCUCCAAGGCCUCGUUCAUCCUCUAAACACUUAAUGAUAAAAUUGGUUCAGAGGUGCUCUGUGGAAAACGUGCUGAAAACACUUGUGAAAAGCUGCAGACCAUACUUUCCGGAGUCUGCUACUCAGGAGAUGCUGGAUGAAUGGAGACCACUCCUCUGUCCCUUUGAUGUCACCAUGCUAAAAGCCAUCAGCUACUUUGAACUCUUUCUACCCACGACUCUGCCUCCAGAGCUGCACUGCAAGGGGUUCAAGUUGUGGUUCGAUGAGUUCAUAGCUUUAUGGUUGUCUGUGCAAAAUCUUCCAAGCUGGGAAAUGCAUCUGGUCAAUCUCUUUGCUCGCUUGUCCAAUGACAACAUCGGCUACAUUGAUUGGGACCCUUACAUCCCGAAGAUUUUCACAAGAAUCUUGAGGAGUUUGAAUCUCCCUGUGGGCACCAGUCAGAUGAUGGUAGCACGAUAUGUCACCAAUGCCUACGAAAUCGGCCAUGUGGUGCUUUGGGUCUCAUCGCUCCUGGGAGGACCCAGCAAGCAGGCUCAGGAACAGCUCAGUGGCCUUUUCAACAGUAUUACAUCCUUCUUCCACCCGUCAAACCAUGGCCGCUGGUUGAUGAAACUCAUGAGGCUGCUCCAGCGUCUCCCAGCCAGCGUGGUGCGGCGGCUGCACAGAGAGCGCUACAGGAAGCCCACAUGGCUGACACCAGUCCCAGACAGCCACAAGCUCUCAGAGGAGGAUAUCACAGCCUUUGUGGAGAGCAUGAUGCAGCCGGUGCUGCUGGCUAUGUUCAGCAAGACGGGCAGCAUGGAUGCAGCCCAGGCCCUGCAGAACCUCGCUCUGAUGAGGCCUGAGCUGGUUAUCCCCCCCGUGCUUGAGAGAACAUACCCGGCUCUGGAGACUCUCACAGAGCCCCACCAGCUGACGGCCACUCUGAGCUGCAUGAUUGGAGUGGCACGGAGCCUAGUGUCAGGUGGGCAGCGCUAUCCUGAGGGGCCCACUCACAUGCUGCCCCUGCUCAUGAGGGCUUUGCCGGGCGUUGACCCAAAUGAUUUCAGCAAGUGCAUGAUCACAUUCCAAUUUAUUGCUACUUUUGUGACUCUUGUGCCUUUGGUGGACUGUUCGUCCGCCCUACAUGAAAGAACUGACUUGACAGAGGUGGAAAGGGAGAUGUGCUCAGCCUCAGCAGAGUUUGAAGACUUUGUGCUUCUAUUCAUGGACAGAUGCUUUGCCCUGAUAGACAGCAGCACUCUGGAACAAACCCGUGAGGAAACAGAAACAGAGAAGAUGACUCAUUUGGAGAGUUUGGUAGAGCUCGGCCUGUCUUCCACCUUCAGCACCAUCCUCACCCAGUGCUCCUUGGACAUCUUCAAGGUUGCUCUUAAAAAGGUGUUCAACUUUGCAACCACCAACAUCUUUGAGACACGAGUAGCUGGCAGAAUGGUGGCUGACAUGUGCAGAGCCGCUUCCAAGUGUCACCCUGCAGAGUCACUCAAGUUGUUUGUGCCACACUGCUGCAAUGCCAUAAACCAAAUCGCUGAGAAUGAGGAAGUGUUGAAUGAGGAGGAGCUUGACAAGGAGUUGAUGUGGAAUCUCCAGCUACUGUCUGAGGUGACCCGGGUUGAUGGCGACAAAGUCCUCCCCUAUCGCUCCGAGGUGGUCCAGAUUUUGCAGUUGACGCUCCACCUCAAGUGUAAGCAGGGCUACACUCUGGCCUGCAACCUGCUGCACCACCUCCUCCGCUCCUCAGCCCUCCUCUACCCCAAAGAGUACUGCAGUGUGCCAGGAGGCUUCCACCAGCCAAUCAGUGACUACUUACCCAUCAAGGACUGGGGUCGGCCUGGAGACCUGUGGAAUUUGGAUAUCCGGUGGCAUGUGCCCAGUGUUGAGGAAACAUCCUUUGCGUUUUACUUACUCGACCUGAUCCUCCAGCCUGAGCUCCAGCGCCUUCAGAGAUUUGCACAGGGAGAACAGGACAUGAGCAGAGAUGACGUCCUACAGAGCCUGACUAUCAUUCAGCACUGCCUCCUCGGGGCUGGGAGUCUGAUGCCUGCACUGAAGGGAGAGACCAUCCCUAAACUGGUCCAAAGUAUGGUGAAUCUAGAUGAGACCACCCUCUACACUGGAGUAGAGUAUGAUGACACCAGAGAGAACUACAGAGAUGCUGUGUGCAGAGUGAUGAGACAGCUGCUGAAUUACAUCCUGGAGCACUCUGAAGACGACACCAAGUCUCUUUUCUCCAUCAUCAAGAUCAUCAGCGACCUAUUGCAAUUCAAAGGUUCUCACAAACAUGAGUUUGACUCCCGCUGGAAGAGCUUCAACCUUGUGAAGAAAUCAAUGGAAAACAGACUUCACGGCAGAAAGCAGCACAUCAGAGCUCUGCUAAUAGACAGAGUCAUGCUCCAGCAUGAGCUGCGGAAGCUGACAGUGGAAGGAUGUCAGUACAGGAGCAUUCACCGGGAGCUGAUGAGAGAUCUGUUGAGGCUGUCCACAAGCACGUACAGCCAAGUACGCAGCAGGGCUCAAAAUGUGUUGUUCACGGCACUGGGGACCUACAAUUUCUGCUGCAGAGAUCUGAUCCCCCAUGUCCUGGAGUUUCUGAACCCGGACAACAGCAGUGUCUCACAGCAGCAGUUCAAAGGUGCCUUGUACUGUUUCCUGGGGAACCACAGUGGAGUGUGCCUGGCCAAUUUGCACGACUGGGACUGCAUUGCUCUGACGUGGCCCGCCAUCGUGCGCUCUGGCCUCAGCUCAGCCAUGUCUCUGGAGAAACCCUCCAUUGUGCGGCUCUUUGAUGACCUUGCAGACAAAAUCCAUCGCCAGUACGAGACCAUCGGCAUCAACUUUGCUAUUGAGGGUGAGUGCUCUACUGUGGCCAAACGACUCAUGAUCACUGGAAAUCCUCUUCCCAAGGAGCCUGUUCCUUCAGAGGAGGAAGUAGCAGAGGGUGGGAAAAAGCAGGAGCUCAAGAAUGCAGAAUGUGUUCAGAACUACCAUCAGCUCAUUGGAGAUCUGCUGGAAUUCCUCAACAACAGCAACAUGCCUUGGAAGUUCGAACACAUUGCAAUCGGCUUCCUGUCAUUGCUGCUGAGAGACGACCGCCUGCUCCCACCAGCUGCCGUCACGUUCUUCGUCAAAAGCCUCAACCAUGACUCCCUCUAUGUUCGCAAGGUGGCGAUAUCCGCUGUGGCAGGGAUCAUGAAACAGAUAAAGAGGCCGCAUAAGAAAGUCCCCAUCAGCCCCUCAGAGCUCUGUGGAGGGAAGGAGCUGAGUGGUAAUGUAGCAGGGGAUCGUCAAGACAACAAGUGGCUCCAGUAUGACAGCAGCAGCCUGCCACGCACACAGAAGGACUGGGAUGCCUGUGUGUUCGUGGAGAAAACUCACUGGGGAUAUUACAGCUGGCCAAGAAAACUGAUGAUAUAUGCCCCACUGGAGGAGCAGCCCAAACAGAACCUGACCAGAGAGGAAAUGACAGAGCGGGAACAGAUCAUCUUUGACCACUUCUCCGACCCAGUCUUCAUCAAUCAGUUCAUCGAGUUCCUCUCUCUGGAGGAGCGUAAGGGAAAGGACAAGUUCAGCCCUCGCAGGUUCUGUCUCUUCAAGGGAUUGUUCCGCAAUUUCGGAGACAUCUUUCUUCCCCUGCUGCGGCCACACAUGGAGCGCCUGGUGGCCGACUCCCACGAGAGCAAGCAGCGCUGUGUUGCAGAGAUCAUCUCAGGGCUGAUCAGAGGCAGCAAGCACUGGAGCUAUGCAAAGGUUGAGAAACUUUGGGAGCUGUUGUGUCCGCUGCUCCGUACGGCCCUGUCCAACAUCACCAUAGAAACGUACGCAGACUGGGGAACCUGCAUUGCCACAGCCUGUGAGAGUAGAGACCCACGCAAGCUCCACUGGCUGUUUGAGCUUCUGAUGGAGUCUCCUGUCAACGGAGAGGGGGGCUCCUUCGUCGACGCCUGUCGUCUGUAUGUGCUGCAGGGAGGCCUUGCUCAGCAGGAGUGGCGUGUUCCAGAGCUGCUCCACAGGUUGCUUCAAUACCUGGAGCCCAAACUCACACAGGUGUACAAGAAUGUACGGGAACGCAUUGGCAGCGUGCUCACGUACAUCUUCAUGAUCGAUGUCAACUUGCCAUGCACUCAGCCGACCACGUCCCCGCGCAUCUCCGACUUCACCGAGCGGAUUCUGCUGCAGCUGAAGCCUCUCACCGAGGGCGACGAGGAGAUCCAGAACCACGUGGUCGAGGAGAACGAGGUGGGAGAGCAGGACGAGAGGACGCAAGCCAUCAAGCUGCUCAAAACAGUGCUGAAGUGGCUGAUAGCGAGUGCUGGUCGCUCCUUCUCCACUGCGGUCCCAGAACAGCUACGGUUGCUUCCCCUGCUCUUCAAGAUUGCUCCCGUCGAGAAUGACGACAGUUACGAUGAACUGAAGAGGGAUGCAAAGACCUGUCUGUCUCUGAUGUCUCAGGGACUCCUUUACCCAGAGCAGAUCCCUAUGGUCCUCAGGGGCCUGCGGGAGAUUGCUGGCAGCAGCUCCUGGCACGCUCGCUACACGGUGCUCACAUACCUCCAGAUUAUGGUGUUUUACAACCUGUUCACCUUCAUGAAUGACCAGCAGUCAGUGAAUGAAGUCCGGGCGCUGGUGGUACGACUGCUGGAGGACGAGCAGCUGGAGGUAAGAGAAAUGGCCGCCACUACUCUCAGCGGCUUCCUUCAGUGCAAUUUCCUGUCCAUGGACGCCCCCAUGCAGGCACAUUUUGAGGUUCUCUGCAAGACCCGCUUGCCUAAGAAGAGGAAGAGGGAGCUCGGCUCUACAGUGGACACUAUACCUUCUGCUGACCUGAUGCGGCGCCAUGCAGGCGUUCUCGGGUUGAGCGCUUGUAUUCUCUCCAGUCCAUAUGAUGUGCCCACUUGGAUGCCCCAGCUGUUGAUGGACCUGAGUGCUCACCUCAAUGACACACAACCCAUUGAAAUGACUGUGAAGAAAACUCUGUCAAACUUCCGACGGACUCACCAUGACAACUGGCAACAACAUAAGCAGCAGUUCACAGAUGACCAGCUCCUGGUCCUGACUGACUUACUGGUCUCCCCCUGUUACUAUGCCUAAAACCUGAUACCAGCCUGCAUUGGGGAGGAGGCUCUAGUUCUUAACUGAAAGACACAGCAUCACCCUGGAAGAAGAGUGGCACACAAAGCAACUGAGUUGUGGCACCCAGAAGGAUUGACAAGUUGUGUAUUCAUGUAUUUAGCUCCUUGACAUUUCUACUAUACUUAAUAUUUAAGGAUCAAUCAUAGCAGGAAUGAAUGACCUGCAGUUUGUAACAUUACUGUACAGUUUUAUUUCCUCUUUUUUUGGUUUGUUUGUAUGCAUGUGCACGGGUGUAUGUGUGUGUGUGUGUGUGUGUGUGUGUGUGCGCUUUUGUGGGAUGCUUGAAGAGACAUCUGCCAGUGUCCCAUACAUUUCUCAGGAUUCUAUCCCAAGUAUCAACUCUGAGCCAUCAUGAUGUCCAGUGUCAGACACACUCUUUACUAUCUCCCAAUAGCGAAGUGUUCGUUUCAAGCCACCUGUCUGCAACACACAAUGUUUGUGUGGCUGUUUGAUCUAUAUGUGAUUAUAUGCAUCGUGCAUGUGUGUUAUCAUCGUGUAGCAAAUAUGCACAAACAUAUUUAUUUAUUUAUUUGACUUUUUUUGAAGUGCUAAGUUUUAAUUUUUCAUAGAAGGUAUUUCUGAGAUUGCAGAGCUUUUAGCAAAGGAGCCAAUUGUCAUCUACUCUUGCAAGAAAGGGAGAGGGCAAGCUCCCCACUGCUGUGCUGUGUGAUGCGUUUGCUGUGAGAACUGUUUGAUGACCAUUUCAUGUGUCUCGUUGCAAGAAAAUAACCACACCGCCUGUCUGUAAUCGUGACCUCUUCCCCUAUUAUCCCUCGCAUCAUUUACCUUUUUCUAAAAACCCACUGAGAUGAGAGAAAAUGUACUUGGUUUGCUUUUCCCUGAUGACUUGAAAUCAGUCCAAGCAUUUAGUACCUCACUUAUGUAUAGUGUAGUGCCAAAACUGCAGUGAUAUUUUUUUUUCUCUUUUUAGAUGUACUGUUUGCUUAUUGAAUGAGAUGUUAAUAAAUUGUUUGUAAAAAA
Molecule: messenger RNA, 7026 nt
Organism: Trematomus bernacchii (emerald rockcod)
Lineage: Eukaryota; Metazoa; Chordata; Actinopteri; Perciformes; Nototheniidae
Gene: psme4a
Product: proteasome activator subunit 4a
Exons: 48
Coding region: 460-6003 (1847 amino acids)
Biological process (GO): proteasomal ubiquitin-independent protein catabolic process
Cellular component (GO): nucleus; spermatoproteasome complex; cytosol
Molecular function (GO): peptidase activator activity; proteasome binding
Source: RefSeq, a predicted model, not a curated record